Colletotrichum siamense is the source of this 1776-nucleotide messenger RNA. RefSeq lists its product as uncharacterized. The transcript has 3 exons. Lineage: Eukaryota; Fungi; Ascomycota; Sordariomycetes; Glomerellales; Glomerellaceae. Bases 1 to 1776 code for a protein of 591 amino acids. The record is from RefSeq and is a predicted model, not a curated record.
AUGACGAAGAGCGAUUACUCUUCCGAGCUUGAAGAGAUCUCGUUCAUAUUCGACCCUGAUCGUAGGAUCCCCCUGGAUCUUCACUUCCCAUCCCAUCAGCCGGUCCCAUCCAACCCCGACUUCCUCAACGCAGCUGGAGAGACUGCUUACGCAUCGCCGUCAAGACCAGUGACAGAUAGGAGCCUGAAGGAAAAUUGCCGUCCUAUUGGGCUUGCUCUCACGGCAUGGAUCACAAGCCUCAUAUUCACCGUCGUGUACUCGCUAUUCAUCUACCACGUUCUCUUCGAGGGCAAUCCCGUUAUCGGCUCAUGGACCUUCGAUGCUUCUCUCACCAACCUACUCUUGUCACUACUCUCUCAACUAUAUGCCAUGCUCUUUGAAGAUUACUUCAUCAAGCAAGGCGUAACGGUCGACGUAUAUGCUGGUAACAUUCCUCCUGACGUGUCAAUCUUGGGCCUCAUUUCGACGGCCUAUCUCGACGGUUUCUUCGAUACAUGGACACAGCAACUGCUGAAUUACCCACGAUAUGCAACAACUUGGAAGAUGAAAGGCUGCACUGAAGACUGUUCGGUCUCUUUUCUGCCAGGCGGCAUGGAGAUAGCUCGCAAAGUGGGACCCCUUCUUAACAGCACCAUCCUCAAAGGUGGUCUGUUCAACAAUACGGAGUCGAUAAUGAUUCAGGGUGCACCUGGUAUGGUGGCCAGGUUUGAGCCUGUAGCUGACGGGUUCGAAUUCGAUAUUGAGGAGGAUUGCAACGUAUAUCAGACGCCGUUGGGAGAUGCAUUACAGAUGUGUAAGAAGCAAUUUGGAGAUUCAGUUGCAGCUGGCUGGCGGGCGUGUCCGAGCUUCUUUCAAUUCACAAGAGCCUGCGCAACGCAACUAUCAUGGACUCGAGCGCCGCUGGUGUCAAAAACGCUUUUUACCGCUUAUCGACAGAACGCGACGACAACUUAUAGUCAGAAGGACUUGUCAAUUCAGCACGCAGAGCCCAUUUCUGAACCCGUCAGAGUCAAGAUGUCAGUGCCUGACAUGGACCUCAUCUGGAACAGAAUCUUUGUACCGAGACCCCUUUCGAGUCAGCUUGACCUUGAGUCAAUCAACAUUACAAUUGCAAGAAUGGCAUGGAAGUAUCGUACCUAUACCGAGUUCUUCCCGGACAACGAGAUGCACGUCGAGCUCCUUCAAAACUUUCUCUCGGUCCCAUUGCAGUUUGCCAUAACAGCUAUGCAGUACGCAAACUAUACGCUUGCACUUCCCGCAGAUAAACGAACCUUUCCACCCGAGCUCCUCACAACCGCCACGGGCGGGCGCUCGAUCAAGAGGUUCGUCAGUCAGCCUUGGACAGUACUGGUAUUCAUAGCUGCCGGCAGCUCUGUAGUGAUGUUGACAGGCUUCGGGUUUUGGUGGGUCUUGAAGCAGCCUAAUCCAUUGCCGAAAUCGUCCGGAAUCGUGGAGCUAGAUUUCAUUAGCCGGUUGAGUGAUUUGCAGAAGCAUGAUCACACAGAUCAGGACAGCCCCGAAAGAUUUUCGGAAUUGGUCUAUGACAUUAGAUCUAAAAAGCACCAUUCAGCCUGGCACAUUAUCAAGGCGCUUAGAAAGAGGAGGUUAGAGCUGACGCAGAUGGAGGUAGCCGUUGAAUCAGAGAAGCAGAUGAAGAGACUACCAGUUUUGCACUUGCUCCCGAACAGACCGGGUUACAUGGCGGCUGAGAGUUCGUCGGUUUCAAGUACGGACCGUGAGAAGAGUGUAAGCCAGAACCACCCAGAUGGGGUCUAA